AUGUAUAAACUCCUAUCAUUCGCCUGCCUUUUGGCAAUCUGUCAAGCGGCCCGAGUCUACAACCUCAACUCGAUGCCCCACAUCGCGGCCGGUGGACGCCAUAAGCGCGAUAUCUCCCUAGCUGUUGCCGGAUCUUGCAUCGUUACGGGAGACCAGCUGUUCGCCAACGGCUACCUGGUCCGAACGCUCACCAGUGAUGAACAGAAUGCCGUCUCCCAAUACCAAGAUGAAAUUCAGCAAUUGAAAGAUACUCGUCAACAACUCCAGCUUCAGCUGAAGAACAUGACGAUGCGCAGGAUGCGUCAGCAGAAUUUGACUCCCCAAGAGCAGUCAGCCCUCCAACAGCUCCGUAACUUGACAAUCCCUGACGCGCCGGCUUUCUGCUCCGGAAAUGACACCACCCUGUACAUCUUUGACGGAUGCAUGGUCCAAAACGACAAGGUCUACGUCGGAAGCAACUACGCCCGCGAUUUGACCUCAGAUGAGACCGACCAGCUUAACACCUUCCUCCAACAAAUCGACUCCUACCUCCAAUACAGCGAGCAGGCCAUGAAGCAGAAAAUGGACCAGUUCGCCAACAACAUGAUGAACAACUACGAUGACAAUAUGGACAAUGACAACUCUAUCAACCAAGACACCCAAGAUAGCACCAACUCCCCCAUGGUGUCAACUACGCAAGGCAACGCUCCCGCCUUCCCCAAGACCCCACAAUUCUGCACUUCUUUC
Molecule: messenger RNA, 726 nt
Organism: Mesorhabditis spiculigera
Lineage: Eukaryota; Metazoa; Nematoda; Chromadorea; Rhabditida; Rhabditidae
Source: the annotation of a GenBank genome assembly